UCGUCAUUCAAGUCAACACAUCGAUUUGGUUACGCGAUUUUCUUCUUCCUCGUCGACGUCGCGCUGUUUACUUGACUUUACCAGUUUUCCGUUACCCAUUUCACACGUCGAUUCAGUCCAUCAUUAUGUUUCUCGAAUUCUAAAAGCUCCUUUGAUCGAACUCAAAUCAUCUAAUGCAGAAAUAACUUUUCAGAUCUGGUUUAUCUCUUAUCGAAACCAAUUGAAUAAUGGGCCAAGAAGGUACGCUUUUACUUGAUGGCCAACUUCAGAGAGAGAAGAAGACAAAAAACAGAAUCUUGGGUCUGAUUUUAAGGCCAUUUUAUUGGUUAGGAAAGUUAAGUGAGGAGCUGCACUGGAGCUUCGUGUCAGCUGUGGUAAUUGUGUAUGGAAUAAAUCAGGGAAUGAGUUUAGGUUUGAGCAAGAUUAGUACACAGUAUUAUAUGAAAGAUGAACAGAAGUUACAGCCAUCUGAAGCCCAAAUUUAUUUUGGAAUUAUUCAAUUGCCUUGGGUUGUUAAGCCUCUUUGGGGUCUUUUAACUGACACUCUUCCUAUUUUAGGAUACCGGAGACGACCGUAUUUCAUGCUUGGUGGGCCUCUUAACAUUCAGUGGAGAAUGGGGAAAACUAAAUUUUGUGAAGUCUCCAAAGCAUGGAGGGAAACACUCAAGUGGGCUGAUCUAGUUGCUCUAUGGUCAAAUUAUGUAAAGCCAAGUGUGAAGGAUGAAAUUGAUAAGCACAAAGAACCACAUCUACUCUUUUUGUCAUAUAUGGGGAAUCAAAAGAAAACUAUCCUUUGUGCCUUUUCAUGUUUUUUUUCCAGCUGUGCGGGAGUGGCAAUAGCAGAUGUGACUAUUGAUGCAUGUGUGACAGAGAACAGGAUAAGCCAUCCUUCUCUUGCCAGUGACAUGCAAAGCUUGUGUGGUCUGAGCUCUUCAGUGGGGCAACUGAUAGGGUUCGGAAUCAGUGGUUUUUUGGUUCAUCUAAUUGGAUCCAAGGGAGUGUUUGGAAUUUUAAGCAUCCCUGCUGGUCUGGUCAUUUUGGUAGGAAUGAUGUCACGUGAAACAUAUGUACCCAACGUUGCAUAUAAGCGGGUAAGUCAAAAGUUCUCUGAUGCUGGUAAAGCUAUGUGGAUGGCACUGAAAUGCCAGAGUGUUUGGAGGCCAUGUAUAUACAUGUACGUUUCUCUUGCAUUGAGUUUUCAUAUUCACGAGGGAAUGUUUUACUGGUAUACAGAUGCAAAGGAUGGACCGUCUUUUUCAAAGGAGAUGGUAGGGUCCAUUUCUUCUGUUGGUGCGGUGGGCUCUCUUCUUGGUGUUCUCCUUUACCAGAAUGCCUUUAAAAACCAUCCUUUCCGUAGCGUACUUUUCUGGACUCAGUUACUGUAUGGUGCUUCAGGGCUGGUAGACUUAAUAUUGGUUUCACGUGUAAACUUAAAAUUUGGUAUCCCUGACUAUGUUGUUGUUGUAAGCGAUGCAGCAUUUUCUCAUAUGAUCGGGCGUCUCAAAUGGAUGCCUCUUCUUGUACUCAGUUCAAAGCUUUGCCCCUCAGGCAUUGAAGGAACCUUUUUUGCUUUGCUAAUGUCAAUCGAUCAUAUUGGUAUGCUCACAGCAUCCUGGGGCGGAGGCCUCUUACUUCAUACCUUCAAUGUUACAAGGACACAAUUUGACAACCUUUGGAUAGUGAUAGUGAUCCGGAGCUGUUUAAGAAUCCUUCCAGUUUGCAUUCUUUUUCUAGUACCAAGCAGUGAUCCGAAUGCUUCUAUUCUACCAACUGAGAUGUUGAAGAGUAAAAAGGGUGACGAUAUUGUUGAAAAUCAGAAUAUGGAAGUGGCUUCUCUUGUGAGCAGCCUUGACCAGCAUUUAGCCGAUACAUGAGUGCAAAUCACAAAACUGGAAAAGUGUACUCCAGUUUGAAACUUAUUUUCUCUCCUAUGCCGCUGAAUUUUGAUGCAGCAUGACAGAAAUUAUACAAGAUGGGAUGUACCAGCUUUCUGGUAAAAAGAAGUUGAGCUGACUGACCAUAGUUAUUCAUCCGGCAAGUCUUACGUUUGAUGUAUUCCUCCAUAAUACUUCAGAAAGAAUGACCUCGUGAAAUUAUAUGUACGAGUAGUUGUAGUUCUUGGAAUCUUGUUCAGACAUUGAAAUGUGCUAUAGUACAGUUGGCUCUGGUCUUGCCGUGAUA
Molecule: messenger RNA, 2181 nt
Organism: Nicotiana tabacum (common tobacco)
Lineage: Eukaryota; Viridiplantae; Streptophyta; Magnoliopsida; Solanales; Solanaceae
Source: RefSeq, a predicted model, not a curated record